This is a messenger RNA of Sardina pilchardus (European sardine), 1587 nucleotides long. RefSeq lists its product as uncharacterized. The record is from RefSeq and is a predicted model, not a curated record. The transcript has 9 exons. NCBI's taxonomy places the organism in Eukaryota, Metazoa, Chordata, Actinopteri, Clupeiformes, Clupeidae. The coding region runs from base 1 to 1587 and encodes 528 amino acids.
AUGGUCGCAGGAAGCAUCCUCUGGCUCCUCGCUCUCUUCUCCACACAGAGAGGAGCUCUGGCCUUCGACAUGUUCUCCAGAAUGGAGAUGACAGAGGAAGCCAUCUUACAGACCACAGCAGACACCUGCAGGACUCUUGCUCAGCACACGGGAAAGGAAUUCGUUCUACCUGUAAGAUAUAUCAGUACCCCGACAUGCCGGGACUGUGAGGGCUAUGAUUGUGAGAACAACAUCCUAGACAGUGUUCUCCAGGAACAGAUGCUAACAUCUGGAUACUAUGGCUCCAGUAAACCAGAAGGAAAAUGUAAUCAUAAAGAACCACAAGGUGGAAUCAGCAAAGUUAGCCUGGAUUCCCAUCACGGACACCUUCACACAGAGGCUGCGGCCGUGGCCACAGCCGCCUCCGUAGACCUGCUACAGGACAUCCGGGGAGCAGCCGGGGACACUGGGUUUCUACGGCUAAUGAGGAUAGGCCAGUCCGACUCCCCACUCUGCUUUGUGAUCGACACCACUGGGAGCAUGGGUGAUGACAUCAGUAUAGUGAGUCAGACUGCCUCCAUGAUCAUUGACAGCAAGAGGAGGACUCCUGAUGAGCCACCUACAUACAUUCUGGUCCCAUUCAAUGACCCAGAUUUUGGACCUCUGUUUAUGACUACUGACGCAGAGGAAUUUAAGAGUCGCAUUGGUAACCUUUCGGCAGUUGGAGGUGGAGAUUACCCUGAAAUGUCUCUAUCAGCACUUGAGCUGGCCUUCACUGGCACGCCUUCCCACUCAGAAAUCUUUGUUUUUACGGAUGCUUCUGCCAAAGACAUUGCACUGAAGAAUACAGUCCUGGCCCUGAUAGAGUGGUCUAAAUCAACAGUCAAUUUCUUGCUGACCAAUUCCUUGGCAAUGCUAGGACGAAGGAGUGAUAAUGGGCAGCAACAGUCUCAAUACCCAGAUUUAACUUCGAGUGGGCAAGAGGAGUUUCCGUACCCACAUUUAUCCACUGAUGGGCAAGAACCGUUUCAAUACCAAGAUUUACCUAUCGAUGGGCAAGAGCCAUUUCAAUUCCCACAUUUACCUAUCGAUGGGCAAGAGCCAUUUCAGUACCAAGAUUUACCUAUCGAUGGGCAGGACCACCUUGACUACCCCGACUUAUCCAGGAGUAUUUCCAACCCUGUGAACCGGCACUACCAGGACCUGGCCCAGGCAUCUGGUGGACUCGCUAUAGAGGUCACCAAGGCAUUUCUGUCUCAGGCCACAAGCAUCCUUACUGAUGCAUCCAGCUCUGCUCUGGUGACUCUACUUCAAGUUUCGAGGGACCCAGGAAUGUCAGAGCAAUUAUCCUUCUUUGUAGAUAGCCCGUUAAGAAACCUUACCAUCUAUGUUACAGGACAGUCUCUUGCAUUUACCAUCACUAGUGCAACAGGUGCCGUUCAGACCGACACUGAAGAAACAGGUGCACUGGGUAUCAUCAAUAGGGUGGGAAAUUUCUACACAGUCUACAUCAACACGCAUGUCCAAAAGGGAUUGUGGUUCAUCAAUGUACUUUCCAUACAACCCUACACAGUGAAAGUUGUUGGUAAGACCACAAUUUUAUCAUGA